This is a messenger RNA of Uncinocarpus reesii 1704, 762 nucleotides long. RefSeq lists its product as uncharacterized. NCBI's taxonomy places the organism in Eukaryota, Fungi, Ascomycota, Eurotiomycetes, Onygenales, Onygenaceae. Gene Ontology annotation, molecular function: malate transmembrane transporter activity. The transcript has 3 exons. The record is from RefSeq and is a predicted model, not a curated record. Gene Ontology annotation, biological process: malate transmembrane transport. The coding region runs from base 1 to 762 and encodes 253 amino acids. Gene Ontology annotation, cellular component: membrane.
AUGGCCACCGGGGGUUUGGCGAAUGUCCUUUACGAGGUCUUCCUUGCAAACAUGUCGCUAUAUGUGAUUAUAUGGUCGUUGUUACUACUACGGUUCUACUUCUUUCCGCACACGUUCAAGGCAUCAUUUCUGCAUCCGACGGAGUCUCUGUUUGUCCCGGCGACCAUAGUGUCUCUUGGGACCAUCCUCAUCAAUAUCUCACAAUAUGGGCCCCCGCAUGCAGGGGAAUGGCUCAACCAUGCGGUCAUCGUACUGUUUUGGUUUUAUAUUGCAUUGGCGGUUACCUCAUCUGCUGGAAUAUAUCUCGUCUUGUGGUCAACACAAUCGUUUACCAUCGCCCAGAUGACGCCAAUCUGGAUAUUUCCAGCUUAUCCCAUGCUGAUUACCGGCCCCUAUGCGAGUGCCCUAAGUGCAAAGCUACCUCAGCCUAAUGCGUGGCGCAUCAUUAUCGGAGGCGUCACCAUUCAAGGCAUUGGUUUCCUAGUGUCGAUGAUGGUGUAUUCCGCGUUUAUCUAUCGAUUGAUGACUCAAAAAUUGCCGAAAGAGAAUCUGAGACCCGGGAUGUUCGUGUCUGUUGGCCCGAGUGGAUUUACCGCUGCAGGGCUUAUUGGCAUGGGCAAAGCUGCUCACCGAGCCGUCCCAACCGGCUUUCUAGGUGAUGGGGCUCUCACUGCAAAGAUUAUGUCCGUUACAGCUUAUUUUGCGUCUCUCUGGAUUUGGGGGUAUGUCUCUCACAAUCUAAUCGGCCCAGCUCUCCAUUAA